AUGUACAACCGAGAGAACUUCCUCUAUGAUCGAAGUCUUCGACGAAGGAAAGAGUUUCAGGUGCAGAACUUCCGCGUGGCGCAAGCGGAGCUGUGGCGCAGGGACGUGCGGGAUUUGAUCUCCUUGACGGAAUACAAGAUGCAUGUGUACCUCCUAGUGAAUGUGCUUUUGCUCGGCAUCACCGUGGCGCUCUGGUGUCAGGGUAAGCUGCCCCACUCGACGCCCGUUUGGUUGAUGACGGGGAAUGCGCUUGCGAUGGCUGGGGCCUUCUCCUUCAUCUUGCUGUCCAUUUGGAUGGCCAUGCACGCAGCAGUCUCGGCACAGAGCUUUGAAGCUCGGCUCCUGACGCAGAUGGUGCGCUUGCCGAUCCCGACCUGGAAGGAGCUGAGCUUUGGAAGACGCGCCGCGCUGCAGCCCAACAAGUCUCCUCCUUUAUGCCCCGACCGAACCGGGGAGGUGGAGGCCUGUCGAACCUACGCCUCGGAGUUCGAACGCCUGGAGACGAAGCAGCUGUUUCGAAUUCCCUUCGUCAUGGGCAAACAAGAAGGCCUGGUCCCUCCAGACCCGGAGCCCGCGAGCGGAGCGAGCGCCUCGCAUGAUGAUGAUGAGAGCCCCAGCACUGCAUCCAGGCGUUUCAUGGAGGAGGCUCAUGUGGACCCGUGGGGCUUGGAGAGCACUGGAGCCAAAUUGCCGGAGCUCGGAUCUCGCAUGGGCCAUGGCAUGCACAAGUACCGCCACGUGAAGCUGGCACGGCAAGCCAUGGCCUUUUGGCAAAGCUAUGAUGCCUUUGCGAGGAUUUGUAUGAGCAUCGGCGUGAACCAGCUCCUCAAUGCGAAGGUGCCUUCCUCAGCCACUUAUGGCGUGGUGGUGCUUACAACCAUGGCCGAGACACUCAACCGCCUGGAUAUGUCCUUGACCUGGUGGCAGCUGCGACUGAUGCAACUGUUCCUCUACCUCGGCCCUGCCAUUGCCACAACCUCCUGCUGGGCUUGGGUGGAAGAUGGAUGGGAGCUCGCGGAGGGUCUGGUGGUGUGCGCCUUCCUGGCACAUGCGGCGUAUUUGUUGACGGUGAACACUCUUUGCCACAUGCACCUGGAGCACAAUGGUGCCAUGCUGCCGGUGGUCUACCGCUCGGUGCUCUACUUGGACGUCUUUGGUUGGUCCAGCCAGGCGGGUCGCGUCGAGGUCGAUGAGAGCCGCACGCCACAGCGAAACCCUGGUCUCACCCGGUCUCAGAUGGGAUCGAAUUCCUUAUGGAUUCUUUACACUCUUUUUGGUCGUGUUUCUUUGGGGGUGCUUCUUUGGGGGUAG
Messenger RNA from Durusdinium trenchii, 1311 nucleotides. The record is from the annotation of a GenBank genome assembly. NCBI's taxonomy places the organism in Eukaryota, Dinophyceae, Suessiales, Symbiodiniaceae.